UUUAAUCCCGUGCACGCAAAUUAAUCGUGGGAAGGAUGCGGCGGGACAGGCGGCGCCACCGCCGGGCCGCCAGGGGGCGCUGCGGCGGAGCCCGUCUGCCCACUCUGACGUCAGAUCGCGUCGCCGGAAGUUGAGCGCGCCGCAGCCAUGGAGGCCGGGCCGUGGGGCGUGUGCGCGGAGACGGCCAUCCUGCAGGGCGGGUUCCUGCUGGCUGCACGGCUGACCCAGCCGCGGUCGCUGCGGGAGCUGCGCAAAGCCGACUGGCCACGCGUGGGAUCCCCGAUCACCGACGCCCUCGGGGAGAUCGGGGCCCUCUGCUCCUCACCGCUGCAGCACAGCCUGUGGAAGAAGGAGGCUGUGGCCAUCGUCUGGGCUAAAGUCCUGUUGCCGGCGCCCUCGGCUGCUUCUCUGGACCAGGGCUGGAAGGAGGAUGGCUUCUUCUUCAUGGGCAGGAUGAUCCCUGACGUUAACCACACCGUCCUCUUUGAGCUGGUCAAAGCUCUCAGCGAGGCCCGGCUCUUUGUGCGCCUGCUGCUGGCGCUGCCCCAGGAUGUGUGCCGGAGCCAGCUGGAGCACUUGGUGGAGUACAUCGCCAGUGAGACAUCCCCAUCAGACAUCACGCUUUUCUUGGAUGUGUGGUGGGAGGUGAUGAAGCACAAGGAGGGAGAGGAAGACGCAACAGUCUCUGCGUUCAGCACUCUUGUACAUCAGCAUGAGUGUGAGCCCUCCCUGCAUGUUGGCCUCCAGCCCCCAAAGAGAUUCAAGGGUGACCCUGAUCCUGCUGCCACCAGCCUUCUCAUGGUCCUCAUAGAGGGGUUAAAGCGGAUCUACGGGUGCAUCACCCUGCCCCGCAUGAAGUGCUAUGCUUUGGCCAACCUGGCAGAGCUGCUGUCUGUGUUCACUGAGCUGGAGCCAGAGAGCAGCCCCCUCCCAGUGGCAGAGUACCUGGAGAAGAUCAGCACUAUGGUCAGCCUCUGGACUGGUGACACUGAAAGCACGUACCACCACAGAGGACUGGAUGAGAAGGUGAGGGAAGCAGAGAGGAGCAUGAGCCUCUUGUCCAUGGCCAAGCUCUCCCGUGAGGAGCUCUUUGUUGGCUUGGACCUUCUCUCUAGCUUGUUGCAUGCCUGGGGGGAGGAGCUGCAGGGAACACUGAGCAGCUCUGAGGAGAAGCUCUAUGAGAGUUACCGGCUCCUGGAUACACUUACCACCCUUGGGAAGAACCUGGCUUGCUUCUCAGAAGCUAAAGACCUGAGUGAGGAUGAGAUAUGUGUAGUGUUAGAGCUGACACAGAUCUCUAAGGACUUGCUCAAGGAGAUCAGUGCCAGCAUGAAGAGGAAGGAUUUGGACACCAGGCUUGUGUCUUCAGUUGCCAUGACAAUCAUUGAGCAAAAGCUGGACCGGCAUGUAGAGAUGUGCUCCAUUUUUGCAUCUGAGAAGACCUGGGUCUUUUCAAGGGACUGGCUUGACUGCCUUGUGAAAAACAAAGCUCUCUUCCAGAAACCAGAGCUAGUUUUGAAAUUGCUGGAGACGCUGGUGAGCUUUGCCAUGCUUCGCCAAGACAAGGAGGCCCAAGAGCUGCAGAGGCAAGUGACCAAAGCCAUUGUGGAGUGUUACAAUGAGCUGUCAUUAACUGACAAAAACCAAGUGAUCUCGGGCAUCCUGGUGUCCUGGGGUGGAUGGGGUCUGUCCCUGAACUUGCAGGUUGUCAUGGAGGGGUUCCAGGAGGAUCUGAAUGUGACUUUCAACCAAAUCACAAAGAGCGUGUCUGAUGAAGGCCUGACCAGGGCUGUGGCUUCCGUGGCCAGGCUCACUCUGAUGUACCCUGAGGCCACGGUGAAGCAGGUUUGUAACCUUGCUGUAGUCAAUCUGGGAGCACACCAGUUCCUUGCGCAAAUCCUCUGCUCCUUCCCAGUACUGAGCUUCCUGGAGAGCCACGAUGAUCCCAGCAGGCCACGCAGCCUGGUGCUGAGAUGUCUGGAGGAGGCAGUAUGGGGGAGGCUUUCCACUGUGAGGCAAGAGGAACAGUUCCUUGAGUUCCUGGCCUUUCUUAUGCAGCCAAGCUCAGCCACCCCCCUUGUGUCACCGGCAGAGGUGACCAAAACCUUUGUCCUUCCCUAUUUGAAGUCGGACUCUGUUCACAUUGAGCUGAGCCUGCAGAUCCUCAGUAAGGUUUUGGGGAUACAGUCCAGUUCAGAAGAACACUGGAUCAAGUCCUGUCACCCAUUCCCACUUCUCCUCAGCCUCUGCAAGCUUCUAGAUGGUUACACAAAGUACUGGCAUCAGCCUAGGGACCAGCUCUUUCCUUCUCUGGAGACCAAAGACCUGAUACUGAACAUCCUCUGCCAGCUCUGUGAGGUGAUAAGACCAGAAACUGCCCCUUCCUCUGAGCUGUGGGUCCAGUCACUCGCUUGGCUUCACAGGAGGGUGGCGUUGCUGGACUGGACCAUUGGUCUGCGGCUGAAGAAGCUUUAUGGAGACCACUUCAAGAACGAGGUCCCAGCAACACUGUUUGAGAUCUGCACACUUCCCGAGGAUGAGUGGACAUCCCAGCCUUUGCGAGCCUAUGGACUGGGGAGUGGGCUCCUGGCAUGGAUGGAAUGCUGCUGCGUCUCCACGGCGCUCAGGGAGACGAUGCUGACGCUCCUCACAGUCAAUGUGGACAACCCCGAAGAAGUGAAUCUCUUCAGCAAAGGGUUCCUGGUGGUCCUCAUACAGGUCCUCCCGUGGUGCAGCCACAGUGAAUGGAAGAGGCUUGCAUAUGUGGUUGAAAACCUGCUGCAGAGGCAAAUCCUGCAUGUGCCAUAUACGCUCGAGUACGUGCAGUACAUGCCCCUGCUCAACCUCCGGCCAUUUGCCUGCUACCUCCAGUUCUCCAUGCUCUUCCUGCGGGGUUUCCAGCUUCUCUGCAGCUCCAGCUGCUCCACCUGGCUGCCAGCAGAGGCUUGGUUCCAUGUGGUCCAGCUCUACUGCAGCAGCUUGACAGACCUGCUGGGCUCUGUCAAGAGCAUCGCGGGGUCCCCCUCGCACCCUGAGGACAGGACCUUCACGCGGGAGGUGUCCUUCAUCUGCAUCCAGAUGUUCUGCCACCUGCUGCACGUCGCUGCCAUGCUGCCAGAGCAGGGGUGCAGCGAGCCGCUGGUGGUGGUGGCGUUGGAGAUCCUCUCGCAGUAUGAGGUGUUCAGCAGUGCUGAUACGUCCCCCGGCAACAUGCUGCACAGGGCCAACGAGAGGCACUUCCUGGAGUCCAUCACGUACAGUGUCAGUGACGAGGAGCUUCGUGGCACCCUGCUGCAGAAGCUUAGCAAGCUGGGAGCACACUCAGGUCGGGAGCCAGCUUGAGGGGCUGGAGGGAGUGACUCUUAGGUGGGAAGCUGUAAGAUCUGUAACAAACCCUUUCUACUUUUCUGUUUGGA
Messenger RNA from Neopsephotus bourkii (Bourke's parrot), 3416 nucleotides. It is a transcript of the gene GEMIN4, whose product is annotated as gem nuclear organelle associated protein 4. The coding region runs from base 148 to 3342 and encodes 1064 amino acids. The transcript has 2 exons. Gene Ontology annotation, biological process: rRNA processing; spliceosomal snRNP assembly. The record is from RefSeq and is a predicted model, not a curated record. Lineage: Eukaryota; Metazoa; Chordata; Aves; Psittaciformes; Psittacidae. Gene Ontology annotation, cellular component: SMN complex.